This is a messenger RNA of Paramecium primaurelia, 296 nucleotides long. Lineage: Eukaryota; Ciliophora; Oligohymenophorea; Peniculida; Parameciidae. The record is from the annotation of a GenBank genome assembly.
AUUUAUCAAUAUUGACAUUUGAAAAGAUGACUUAAAGAGGCUUGUAACAACAAAAUUAAUCAGAGAUUAUACCAAAAAAUUUUAAUUUAUUAUCCAGGCUUAUCAUCUUUCCCUCACUAAAGAUGAUUUAGUACUAAAUCUGCUAAAUAAGCUCGAAGAUAAUGAUUUCAAGUCUAAAAUUGAAACUAUACUAAAUGUGUUAAGGCAACACAUCAUUAUCACAAACUCGUUAAUUAAUUUCCCACAGCCAUAAAAACAAUCAAUUCGAAUAUUGAAUCCAAUUUUUUUAACCAAGA